CACAACUACUAUCUCACAAAACUCAAAAUAAAAAAAACACAAACCACAAGACAAUCAUUUUCUAAUUGUUUCGUUUUAAUCAUCAUCAUCAGAAGAAAAAUGGUUGCGAGAUCGGAGAUUAAGUCGACGGUUGAUGUUACUGCGGCGAAUUGUUUGAUGCUUUUAUCAAGAGUUGGACAAGAAAACGUUGACGGUGGAGAUCAAAAACGCGUUUUCACAUGUAAAACGUGUUUGAAGGAGUUUCAUUCGUUUCAAGCCUUAGGAGGUCACCGUGCGAGUCACAAGAAGCCUAACAACGACACCAUGUCGUCUGGAUUGGUGAAGAAGGUGAAAACUAGUUCGCAUCCUUGUCCCAUAUGUGGAGUGGAGUUUCCGAUGGGACAAGCUUUGGGUGGACACAUGAGGAGACACAGGAACGAGAGUGGAGCUGCUGGCGGCGGCGCGUUGGUUACACGCGCUUUAUUGCCGGAGCCGACGGUGACGACCUUGAAGAAAUCUAGCAGUGGGAAGAGAGUGGCUUGUUUGGAUCUGAGUCUAGGGAUGGUGGACAAUUUGAAUCUCAAUGUCGCCUUUACUCAUGUUGCUCUUAAGCUAUGCCAAUCUUCGAGCAGCGAAGAUGCCAAGCUCAUUGGUAGAACGCACUUGCUCAAGGACGAAAAAAUGUCAUAUGAAAGCAAAGGUUUUUGGGUUAUGAAGAACAAUGAGCAUACAAGUGAGGAUGAUUCAGUGUAUGAUCAUUCAACAAGAGAUGAUUCAAAGCGUCCUCAUCCUUGGUUUGUUGAUUCUUCUCGCUCUGAGAUGUUCCCAAACAAGAAACAAGCUGUGCAAGAUCCAGUUGGAGGAUUAGGAAAAUCAAAUGUAGGUCUUCCUUUGUGGGAAAGCUCAUCGGUUUUUCAGUCAGUCUCAAACCAGUUCAUGGAUCGGCUUCUUGGAGCUGAAAUGCCGCCAAGGCCACUUUUGUUUGGUGAUAGAGAUAGAACGGAAGGUUGUAGCCACCACCACCAGACUAAGAGUAUAGCUGAGAGUUAUAUGGAAGAUACAUCUGUUGAAUUGUCGAUAUCUAAUGGUGUGGAGGUUGCUGGGAGUUCUUUUGGUGGUGAUGGAAUUAGAAAACUUCCGGUUAGUCGGGUUAAGGAAACUAUGAGUACACAUGUUGCUUUAGACGGUCAUAAUCAAAGGAAAAUCGAGUCAUCUUCUAUACAAGCUUGUAGUCGGGAAAACGAAAGUAGCUUUAUAAAUUUUGAGCUGGCAGGUCAUCCUUAUGGCAAUGAGGACUCUCAUGGGAUCACAUUUGGUGAAAUAAACGAUGAACAUGGUGUUGGCUCUACUUCCAAUGUGGUUGGAAACUAUCAAUCAUAUGUUCAAGACCCAAUUGGAACAUUGGAUAUUGUUUAUGGCCAAGAAACUGGGAGUUCACAGACCAGCAGCGGAGUUGUAAGCGAACAACAAGUUGCUAAACCGAGUUUGGAACCUGUUCCAAAGAACAAAGCAGAGGCCAAGUCAUCAAAGAAGGAAGCUUCCACAAGCUUUCCUUCAAACGUCAGAAGCUUAAUAUCAACUGGUAUGCUCGACGGCGUCCCUGUGACGUAUGUUUCUAUCUCACGUGAGGAGCUUAGAGGAGUCAUCAAAGGAUCAGGUUAUCUCUGCGGAUGUCAAACUUGCGAUUUCACGAAGGUGCUUAACGCGUAUGCAUUCGAGAGACACGCUGGAUGUAAAACAAAGCAUCCAAACAAUCAUAUUUACUUUGAAAACGGGAAGACGAUUUAUCAGAUAGUUCAGGAACUGAGGAACACUCCAGAGAGUAUACUGUUUGAUGUGAUUCAGACUGUAUUUGGUUCUCCUAUCAACCAGAAAGCAUUUCGCAUCUGGAAAGAAUCAUUCCAAGCUGCGACUAGGGAACUUCAGCGAAUCUAUGGCAAAGAAGAGCGUUCCUUUUGAAUGUAUAAAUGUUUUGUGGAAAAUUGUAAGGUUAUUAGCAUUUUUGCUGGAUCUUAAUUUUAUCAACUGUUUUCUUUUUUGCAUAAUUGUGUAUAAAGGGAAAAGCUUUAAGAAAUGAUGAUGUAACAGAGGAUGCAAAAUAUAAGAAGAGACUUGAAGAGUUAUGUGUAAAAGGUUAAUAAUUCAGCUUCUGUGAU
Arabidopsis arenosa is the source of this 2135-nucleotide messenger RNA. Lineage: Eukaryota; Viridiplantae; Streptophyta; Magnoliopsida; Brassicales; Brassicaceae. The record is from the annotation of a GenBank genome assembly.